Molecule: messenger RNA, 1692 nt
Organism: Chrysochloris asiatica (Cape golden mole)
Lineage: Eukaryota; Metazoa; Chordata; Mammalia; Afrosoricida; Chrysochloridae
Product: zinc finger protein 343-like
Exons: 7
Coding region: 1-1692 (563 amino acids)
Biological process (GO): regulation of DNA-templated transcription
Molecular function (GO): RNA polymerase II cis-regulatory region sequence-specific DNA binding; DNA-binding transcription factor activity, RNA polymerase II-specific
Source: RefSeq, a predicted model, not a curated record
AUGGCGGCCGAAAGGAUCCACUCAGCGCGGGUUCUGGCAGGACUGAGCAAGAUUUUGGCUUCAAAACACAAGGACGAUAUGGAGACGAGGAAGAAAUGGACUCAAACACAUAAGGCCAAAGGUUUGUCCUCCAGGGCUAGUGACUGGCGCCAAGAGAAGAGGAAGCCCAAAAUACUGGAACCAGUUACACUUGAGGAUGUCACCAUGGUCUUCACGGAGGCAGAAUGGAAGACGCUGAGCUUUGAGCAGAAGAACCUGUACAAAGAAGUAAUGCUGGAGAUCUACCAGAAUCUUCUCUCAUUGGCAGAACCAAAGCCAGAAACCUAUCACUGUUUCUCCAGUCAGGAGAGAGACUUUGCCAGUCCCUUGUGUGGGAGCACAGUGGAGUGUGAAACAUCAAGGGUAUUCUCCAACCCACCCCAAAGAGAGUCAGCCUGGCCCAGAGAGGGCCACACACGUGUAAGAGUAAAGCCCAACUUGGCCCACAAGGUGACGACUGUGGAAACAGAUAAAGCGCUGAAGGAAGUAGAGACUUCAAGAUUUGGAGCAGUCGGGUCUGAGGAGGGAUCAGACUGUGGCCUGAAGUCAAACUCCGUCACAAACCAGAGCUCCCUCCUCUGGGGACAUCCCUUUAGGACACACUCUGGGGAGAAGUCACAUGUGUGCAGUGAGUGUGGCCGAGGGUUUGCUCAGCUGUCAGGCUUGCUUUGCCACCAGAAGACACACUCAGGGGAGAAGCCACACGUGUGCAGUGAGUGUGGCCGAGGCUUUAACCGGAAAUCAAUCCUGCUUCAGCACCAGAGGACACACUCAGACGUGAGUCCAUAUAUGUGCCAGGAGUGUGGGCGGGGCUUCAAAUGGAAAUCAGGUAUCCUCCGCCACCAGAUGAUACACUCAGGGGAGAAGCCACAUGUGUGCAGUGAGUGUGGCCGAGGGUUUGCACAAAUGGCAGACUUGCUCUGUCACCAGAAGACACACUCAGGGGAGAAACCACAUGUGUGUGGAGAGUGUGGCCGAGGCUUUAAAUGGAAAUCAGCCUUCCUCCGCCACCAGAGGAUACACUCCGGGGAGAAGCCACAUGUGUGCAGUGAGUGUGGCCGAGGAUUUGCUCAGAUGUCAGGCUUGCUCUGUCACCAGAAGACACACUCAGGGGAGAAGCCUCAUGUGUGCAAGGACUGUGGGCGAGGCUUUAAAUGGAAAUCAAGCUUGCGUUACCACCAGAGGACACACUCUGGGGAGAAGCCAUACGUUUGCCGUGAGUGUGGCCGAGGAUUUGCUCACAUGUCACGCUUGCUCUGCCAUCAGAAGACACACUCAGGGGAGAAGCCACAUGUGUGCAAGGAGUGUGGACGGGGCUUUAAAUGGAAAUCGGGCUUCCUCUACCACCAGAGAACACACUCAGGGGGAAAGCCGGAUAAGCCAUUUGUGUGUAAAGAGUGUGGCCGAGGCUUUAAAUAUAAACCCAACCUACUUGGGCACCAGAAGAAACACUCAGGAGAGAAACCGCAUGUUUGCAAGGAGUGUGGACGAGGCUUUGUUUGGAAGUGUCUCCUCAAUGUUCACCAGAGGAUACACUCAGGGGAGAAGCCACAUGUGUGUCAGGAGUGUGGGCGGGGCUUUGUUUCAAAGUCUGACCUCAAUAUUCACCAGCGGAGACACUCAAGGGAGAAGCCUCAUGUGUGCGAAGGGUGA